Molecule: messenger RNA, 1260 nt
Organism: Penicillium longicatenatum
Lineage: Eukaryota; Fungi; Ascomycota; Eurotiomycetes; Eurotiales; Aspergillaceae
Product: pseudouridine synthase PUS4
Exons: 2
Coding region: 1-1260 (419 amino acids)
Biological process (GO): tRNA modification; mRNA pseudouridine synthesis
Cellular component (GO): mitochondrion
Molecular function (GO): pseudouridine synthase activity; RNA binding
Source: RefSeq, a predicted model, not a curated record
AUGCGCGUUCCAUUUGGCUCUCGACUCUUCCGUACCACAAUGUCAGGCGAAAAGAUCCUUGAAGGUUGCUUCGCCGUUCACAAGCCUCAAGGCGUCACAUCCGCUGAUGUCCUCCGCAAAUGCCAAGAGCACUUCAACCCCUCCAAGCUCUUCGCCCCCUGGCUCCAAAAUGAGCGUGACCGCCGUGAACGCGAAAACCAAUUCCAGCAAAACCGCCGCCGCCAAAAGAAAAUCGAAGUGAAGAUUGGACACGGCGGCACCCUCGACCCACUCGCAACAGGAAUCCUCAUUGCCGGCGUCGGAAAGGGAACCAAGUCCCUCAGCAGCUUCCUAGAAUGCACAAAGUCCUACGAGACGAUCGUGCUCUUCGGUGCGGAGACGGAUACUUACGAUCGCAUGGGUAAGAUCGUGCGCCGGGCUCCGUACGAGCAUGUUACGCGGGAGAAAGUUGAGGAAGCGCUGAAGCAAUUCCGGGGGAAGAUCAUGCAGAAGCCGCCUAUUUUCUCUGCAUUGAGAAUUAACGGAAAGAGACUUUAUGAGUAUGCAAGGGAGGGCAAGCUUCCGCCUGUGGAAAUCAAGACUAGGCCUGUUGAGGCUUUGGAGCUGGAGAUUGUGGAGUGGUAUGAGCCUGGGACGCAUGAACACCAAUGGCCCAAGGAGAAGAUGGUUGGCGAGGAGAAGAAGGUUGCGGAGCAAUUGCUCGAUCAGCAGGCUGGUGCUGCCCCUAAGGUGGAGGAGGCUGUGUCCUCUAAGCGCAGUGCUGCGGAUACACCUGAAGUUGAGCAUGACGCUGAUAAGAAGCAGAAGGUUGGUGAGAGUGGUGAGGUUGCUGUGACUGAGUCUGCGCCUGCUGCUUCGGAGACUGCUGCUGCUGAUACUCCGGUUGCCGAGGAGAAGACCACUGCUACGGAGUAUUUGUCGGACUCAGAAGCUGAGGAUGCGGAUGGAUCGGUUAAGACUAAGAAGCAACGGCCUCAGGCGCCUGCUGUGAAGAUCCGGAUGACUGUGACCUCCGGUUUCUAUGUUCGGUCUUUGGCGCAUGAUUUGGGUAACGCUGUUGGCAGCUGUGCACUUAUGAGUGAGCUUAUCCGGACGCGCCAGGGCGACUUUGAGCUCGUUCCUGAGAAGGUUCUGCAGUAUGAGGAUUUAGCUGCGGGCGAGGAUGUUUGGGGCCCGAAGGUGGAGGGAUUCCUCGGCGCUUGGGAGGGCAAGAUGGCUGCCAAAGCAGCAGAGGCUGACGCGGCCAAGGAACAAAAAUAG